Messenger RNA from Ostrinia nubilalis (European corn borer), 4328 nucleotides. RefSeq names its product 5'-3' exoribonuclease 2 homolog (gene Rat1). The coding region runs from base 117 to 4223 and encodes 1368 amino acids. The transcript is spliced from 24 exons. The record is from RefSeq and is a predicted model, not a curated record. Gene Ontology annotation, molecular function: nucleic acid binding; exonuclease activity. NCBI's taxonomy places the organism in Eukaryota, Metazoa, Arthropoda, Insecta, Lepidoptera, Crambidae.
UAUCUCUCUCUCUCUUUCCUAAACAAUGGCACCUGCGUCGAUUUGUUUGUGUUGAAUACGUAAAUAAAUUGAUUUCAACUAAAUUGUUUUAAACGGGAGUGUAAAAGUGUGUCAAGAUGGGAGUUCCAGCAUUUUUUCGGUGGCUCAGCCGUAAAUAUCCAAGUGUUAUUGUAGAAUGUAUUGAACAAAAGCCAACCGACGUAGAUGGUCAGCUCGUGUACGUUGAUUCUUCGUUACCAAACCCCAAUGGGGUAGAAUUUGACAAUUUGUACCUGGACAUGAAUGGUAUAAUCCAUCCCUGUACCCAUCCUGAGGACAAGCCUCCCCCGAAGGAUGAGGACGAGAUGAUGGUGGCCAUCUUUGAAUGCAUCGACAGGCUGUUCCGCAUCGUCAGGCCCAGGAAACUGCUGUACAUGGCCAUUGAUGGUGUGGCACCCAGAGCCAAGAUGAACCAGCAAAGGUCCCGUCGUUUCCGUGCCUCCAAGGAGACUCAGGAGAAGAUCGAUGAGAUCGCCCGCAUCCGCUCCGAGCUUGAAAGCAAGGGGGCGUACCUUCCCCCGGAGAGGCCCAAGGAAGCGCACUUCGACUCAAACUGCAUUACUCCCGGGACUCCCUUCAUGGACAGGCUUAGUAAAUGCCUUCAUUACUACAUUCAUGACAGAUUAAACAAUGACCCUGGCUGGAAGGGCAUCAAGGUGAUCCUCUCAGACGCAAACGUGCCUGGAGAGGGAGAACACAAGAUUAUGGACUACAUCAGGAGGCAAAGGGCCCAACCGGACCACGAUCCGAACACGCAGCACGUGCUAUGCGGAGCCGAUGCGGAUCUCAUUAUGCUGGGGCUGGCGACGCACGAGCCCAACUUCACCAUCAUCAGGGAAGAAUUCAAGCCCAACAAGCCGAGGCCUUGCGACGUCUGCGGGCAACUCGGGCACGAAAUGAAAGAGUGCACAGGCACCACGCCCGACGCGGCCCUGGUCCGCUCAGACCCGGCCUUCGGCAACCAAGACAGCUUCAUCUUCGUGCGCCUGAGCGUCCUGCGGGAAUACCUGGAGCGAGAGCUGCAGAUGCCCAACCUCCCCUUCCCGUAUGACUUCGAACGGGCGCUGGAUGACUGGGUGUUCAUGUGCUUCUUCGUGGGCAACGACUUUCUGCCCCAUCUCCCCAGCUUGGAAAUCAGGGAGGGCGCCGUCGACCGACUCGUCAAUUUGUAUAAGAAGUGCGUCUAUAACACUGGGGGAUGGAUCACCGACUCGGGUGACGUGCGCCUGGACCGCGUGCAGGUGAUCAUGACGGAGCUGGGCCACGUGGAGGACGAGAUCUUCAAGCGGCGCCAUCAGAACGAACUCAACUUCAAGGCCAGGGACAAGGCCAACAAGAGGCGCCAGCAGAAAGUCAACUUCUCUCUGCUGGAGAACACGCAGUUUGCGCCUGCUGCUGUCGGCCAGCAGAGGUCGGUGGCGAACGUGAGGCAGGAGGCCGCCAAUAAGCGCGGACGCAAGCGCUCGGCGGCGGAGGCAGGCAUGGACUCGGACGACGACGACAAGCACGACGAGGUGCGCCUGUGGGAGGAGGGCUUCAAGGAGCGCUACUACGAGAGCAAGUUCGAGGUCGCCCGGGACAACCUGGAGUUCAGGUACCGGGUGGCGCUGCAGUACGUGCGCGGGCUGUGCUGGGUGCUGCGCUACUACUACCAGGGCUGCGCCAGCUGGAAGUGGUACUUCCCCUACCACUACGCGCCCUUCGCGUCCGACUUCGUCAACGUCUGCGGCCUGGCCACCAACUUCGAGGCCGGCACGCAGCCGUUCCGGCCGCUGGAGCAGCUGAUGGGCGUAUUCCCGGCGGCUAGUGCGCAGCACGUGCCCAAGCCCUGGGCCAAGCUCAUGAGUGACCCCCACUCCCCAAUCAUCGACUUCUACCCGACGGACUUCAAGAUCGACCUGAACGGCAAGAAGUUCGCGUGGCAGGGCGUCGCGCUGCUGCCUUUCGUAGACGAGGCGCGCCUCUUCCGCGCGCUGGAGCCCUACUACAAGGACCUCACGCAGGCUGAAAAACAGCGCAAUAUUCGCGGCCUAGACCGCCUGUACGUGAGCACCGGCAACAAGAGCUACGAGUUCCUGCUCGGCCUGUACGAGGAGGCCGGCCACAACACCAAGAGCCUCAUCCAGAGCGAACAGCGGUAUCCGUACCGCUGCGACGGCGUGCGCGGAGACGUGCUGCUUAGCGCCGACCACAUCGUCGGCGUGUCCCGCCUGUACGAGGAGGCCGGCCACAACACCAAGAGCCUCAUCCAGAGCGAACAGCGAUACCCGUACCGCUGCGACGGCGUGCGCGGUGACGUGCUACUUAGCGCCGACCACAUCGUCGGCGGCGGUGUCCCGCUGUCCCGGCAGUGUCCCGCUGUCCCGGCAGGCGGCCACAACACCAAGAGCCUCAUCCAGAGCGAACAGCGCUACCCGUACCGCUGCGACGGCGUGCGCGGAGACGUGCUGCUCAGCGCCGACCACGUCGUCGGCGGCGGGCAACUAGCGUCGCCAGUGAUCGGUCUGGCGCCGGUGCUGGGCAACCGCGCGGUGUGCGUGCGCUUCGUGGACCCGCAGUACCCGGAGGGCUUCGUGUUCCCGGCGCGCCGCCUGCAGAAGGCCGUGGACGCGCCGCGCGUGCUCAAGCCCGGGAACCUCUCCCACCAGGAGAACAGGAACUGGCGCCCGCAGAUCGGAGAGCAGGAACAGGAUUGGAAAAUAAGAAUGGCGCCCGCAAUAGGUGAGUGCAGUCGUUUGUCCCAGCCACUAGCGUCGCCAGUGAUCGGUCUGGCGCCGGUGCUGGGCAACCGCGCGGUGUGCGUGCGCUUCGUGGACCCGCAGUACCCGGAGGGCUUCGUGUUCCCGGCGCGCCGCCUGCAGAAGGCCGUGGACGCGCCGCGCGUGCUCAAGCCCGGGAACCUCUCCCACCAGGAGAACAGGAACUGGCGCCCGCAGAUCGGAAAAUUAGAAUGGCGCCCGCAAAUCGGUGAGUGCAGUCGUUUGUCCCAGCCACUAGCGUCGCCAGUGAUCGGGCUGGCGCCGGUGCUGGGCAACCGCGCGGUGUGCGUGCGCUUCGUGGACCCGCAGUACCCGGAGGGCUUCGUGUUCCCGGCGCGCCGCCUGCAGAAGGCCGUGGACGCGCCGCGCGUGCUCAAGCCCGGGAACCUCUCCCACCAGGAGAACAGGAACUGGCGCCCGCAGAUCGGAGAACAGGAAAAGGUACCUGCAGAUCGUCCUCUAGCCUCCCCAGUGAUCUGCCUGGCCCUAUUACUGGACAAUCUAGUCAUCAAGAUUGCACCGUGUUCAAGCUACCCCUCCCACCAGGAAAAUAAGAAUGGCGCCCGCAAUGGGAAAAUAAGAAUGGCGCCCGCAAUGGGUGAGUGCAGUCGUUUGUCCCAGCCACUAGCGUCGCCAGUGAUCGGGCUGGCGCCGGUGCUGGGCAACCGCGCGGUGUGCGUGCGCUUCGUGGACCCGCAGUACCCGGAGGGCUUCGUGUUCCCGGCGCGCCGCCUGCAGAAGGCCGUGGACGCGCCGCGCGUGCUCAAGCCCGGGAACCUCUCCCACCAGGAGAACAGGAACUGGCGCCCGCAGAUCGGCAUGGCCCGUUCACACACGAUCGCGAGCCUGGAGCAGGCGGGCCACAGGAUGCUGGGGCACCACCUGCCGCGGGACCGCGCCUACGGGAACGUGCCGCCGCCGCAGCACCAGCAGCACCAGCAGCGGCAGCAGCACCAGCAGGGCCAGCACAAUCGUUCCCAGUCGUUUGGACCUUAUCGUAGUGGGUACAUACCCCACCAGGGCUACAACCAGAGCCAAGGACAGAACCAGGGCCAAGGGCACCACCAGGGCCAAGGGCACCACCAGAGCCAAGGGCAUCAUCAGAGCCAAAACAAAGGCUACAACCAGCAUCUAGGGUACUCGCAAAGCUACAGCAGAUCCGGCUACGGGAGCCAAGACAGACACGGCAGCGGCCAGGGCUAUCAGGGCCGGCAAAACAGCCAGGGUGGGCAUAGCAGCCAGGGCGGUCAUAACAGCCAGAGCGGGCAGUAUGGCGGUCAGCAACAAAACAGACACGGUAACCAAGGCUCACAGGGCUACCAGUCAGUGUCAGACUACAGUCCUUACCAUGAGAGACGGGGCAGAGAUCAGCAGAGUCGAGGCCCCCCUAAUCUUCAAAAGUACAAGCGCAAUUUUAACCGAUAACGCUAGCGACAGUCAUUUAUGUCUAGUCGAAAAAAAAAUCAUUACACCGAUUGACGUUUACAAUGAAAUAUACAGGGUGUCCCAAGAAGUUGUGUCAAACGGAAG